GUUAUUAUUAUUUUUUUUCCCAAAAGAAUUUUAUAACCAAAAAAAAAAAAAAAAAAUGUUCACAAUGUUGGUUAUGAUUUCGGAUUGGUUUCUGAAUUAUAUACAGAAUUUUUUCAAACAAAACAUUUCGAAUCAAUCCGAUUCGAAUGUUGUUAAUGGUAAUAAUAAUAAUCUUAUUUCGACAAAUUCAUCAAGUCAAACAAGCUAUGAAAAUAUCAUUUCAUUGACAUUCUAUUAUGCAUGGCAUGUGAUUACAAGAAAAAUUGAUCAUAAUUAUCCUGAUGUAAGAAAAAAUGUUCUUAAAUCUGAAUCUGUUACAAGAGCAAUUGAACAUGUUUCCUGUGAUCAAUAUAUGAAAAUACAAACAACAAAACAUCCAGAACAGCAGCAGCAACAAAAUAUUCGACAUAAAGAUGUAAAAGAUCAAAAUGAUUAUAAACAAUGUAUACGAGAGAAUCGUCGUCGAGCAUAUGAUUUAUUUGAAGAGCUUAGUUCAUGUAUUUCAUCAUCAUUAUUACGUAUUGCCGGUUGGAUAUUAUAUCGUCUAUUAUCAAGAAUGUUUAAUAGCGUACAAUUUAGUAAAGCACAAAUUGAACAGAUUCGACAACGGCAAAAAAUAUUUAAUAAUCACAAAAAACAACAACAACAACAGCAGCAAACAGAAUUACCAAUUCUAUAUCUACCAUUACAUCGUUCAUAUUUGGAUUGUAUUUUGAUAACAUUCAUACUAUCAAUGAAUGGUCUUAGCCCUCCAUUGAUUGCUAUUAGUGAACAUUUUUCUAUACCAUUUUUUCGUAAUCUUAUUCGUGGUUUAGGUGCAUUUUUUAUUCGUAAAAAAUCUAACAAAAAUAAUAUUAAAAGAUCAAUGAAAAAUAAUGCUACGAUUGAUCAUCAACAUGAUGAUAAUGAUAAUGAUCCAAUACAUGAAGCAAUACUACGAUCAUAUAUUAUUGAAAACCUUCGACAAGGAAAUUCAUUAGAGUUUUUCCUUGAAGAUUCUCGUACAUCAACUGGUAAAGUUUUGAUGCCAAAUUUACAUUUAUUAUCAAUUGUUUUGGAUGCACUGGCUGAAGGUUCGGUGCAACAGGUUUGCAUUGUUCCCGUAUCAAUAUCAUAUGAGAAAUCAAUUGAAGGUGCUAAUCUAGUAGUACGUGAACAAAUGGAAUUACAGCCACAGCGAUCAUCCAAUUCAUCAUCGUCAGCACCAUCAUUUAUAACAACAAUGAUGAAAAUAUGGUCAAUACUUCGUUCCAAUUAUGGAACAGUGCGUGUAGAUUUUGGAAAACCAUUUAUUCUCGAUGAAUAUAUAAAUCAAUGUAUGGCACAGCAGCAGAUUCAAAGACAAUUACAAAUUGAACAAAAAAUGAUAAUGAAAACAAAUGAUAUAGCUGAUACUAAUGUUGUUACAAAUGAUUCAGAUAAUACAGAAUCCAAUUUUCCAAUUCCACAAACAAUCGAUUAUGGUGUUACAAUGGCUGAUUGUGUUGCUUGUCCACCAUCAUUUGAUCGAAUUACUCACUGUAAAAAGAAUAAUAAAUUAUCAUUAUCGGCGACAAAAUUGAUGAAAAAGAUCGAUAUCACAAAUGAUAAUGGUAUCGAUGAAAAUAGCAAAAGUGAUGAAGAAAUGCAACAUAGAUAUCGUUGUUGUGAUUCAUUAGCUAAACAUGUACUAUAUGAUGCAUAUCGUGAUUCAUCAUUAAUGUCAACACAUUUGGUAUCAUUUUUAUUAUUGAAUAAAUAUCGAUCAAAAGGUACAACAAUCGAUCAAUUAUCGUUGGAUAUGGAUUGGUUACGGCAAAUAAUUUGUCGUGAUAAACAACAAAAUUUAUCCAUCGCAGGUGAUUCACAUUUAUUAAUAAAACAAGCGAUACAAUUAUUACGACAAGAAGAAUUAAUUCAAACGGAAAAAGUUCGUCUUAAAUGGUCAUUAUGGAAUAAAUAUUAUCAUCAUUCAUAUGGUGGUAAUAAUAUUGUAAGAAAUUCAUAUCGUCAACGAAAUCAAUGGAAUAAUGAUGACAAUGAUUAUGAUUAUGAUAAUGAUUAUGGUGGUGGUGGUGAUGCUAAAUCGGAUUCACGAUUAGAGAUAAUCUAUUUGAAACCAUCAAAUAAAUUACAACCAUUAUUACAUUUACAACAUUAUUCAAAUUAUUGUUCAUCAUUAUUUAUAUUUGAAUCAGUUUUAGCCAUAUCAUUACAUUCAUUUGUACAACAAACAGAGAUCUCAUCACUCAUCUAUGAUCCAUCAACAUUUGUUUCAAAUCUUUCCAUAAAUAAACGGGAAUUUUUUCAACGUUGUCGUACAAUUUGUUCGCUAUUACAAAAUGAAUUUAUUUUUAUCAAGAGCUGUCAAUCAUUGGAUCAAAUGUUAGCAAAAACAUUUAUCGAUUCAUUCUGUAAACGUGAUAUAUUCAUAUUGAAUCCAAACAAACCGACUGGUUUAACAUUACCAAUGUCUGAUGUUGCCAAUCAUCUUUAUCCACAACAUCAUCAUCAUCAAAAUCAAAAUGUUACGAAUCAUUCAUCAUCAUUAUCAUCAACAUCAUCAUCAUUUAAUAGAUUAAAUCGUUGGCUAUCACCAACACGUAGAAGACAACGAAGACGUAAUCGAUUAUUUAAAAAUCUUGAUGUAACAUUACAAAAUGAAUGUAUAUUAGAAGUUGAUGAAGAUUUAUCAUCAUCGAAUGAUGAUGAUGAUGAUGAUAAUGAAAAUCAUCACCAUCAUCAUUUACCACAAGAAUUUUAUAUUCGUUUAACAGAAAAAAAUUGUCAAUUAUUAUCAUUAUAUCGUUCAAUAUUAGAACCAUAUGUACAGACAUAUUGGUUUGUUGCCGAUAGAAUAGCUAAUCAUUAUCAAAAUUCUGAUUCAACUGAAUCGACAACUAAAUUAAUGAAUGAUUCAAAAUGUAUCAAUCAUCAACAACAACAUUCGAAUGUUAAAAAUCAUAAUAAUAAACCAAUCAUAAUGGAAAAUGAUAUAAUUAAUAUUGAUGAAAAAAUAUUCCUAAAAAUGUUGAUAAGUUCAGGCUAAACAAAUGGCACAUAAUGGAUAUAUUUAUUAUGAAUGUGCAUCCAUACAGACAUUGAAAAAUGCAUUGAAAUUUUUCGCAUCAUUUGAUAAAGAUGUUUGGAUGGCCGCCGAUUCAAAUAAUAAUAAUAAUCAUCAUCAUCAUCAUAAUAAUGAUAAUGUUAAACAACAAGUACAAAGAAAAGAUCAUAAUCAAUAUUCAUGGCAAAAAUAUUCAAUGAAUAUUAAUCAUGGACGUAUAAAAACCAUUGCAGAAUUGUUAAGAAUUUUCAUAAGAAAUCUUGUACAACCGAAAUUAUCAUAAAUUCUUUUCUCUCUCUUCUCUCUCUUUGUACUACAAGUGAUGGCUAUUUAAUUGUAUGAUGAAAAAUGUCAAAUGAACGAAUAAAAUGUGAGCAACAAGAAAAAAAAAUGAGAGAAAAAAAGAAAAAGA
Messenger RNA from Dermatophagoides farinae (American house dust mite), 3458 nucleotides. NCBI's taxonomy places the organism in Eukaryota, Metazoa, Arthropoda, Arachnida, Sarcoptiformes, Pyroglyphidae. The record is from RefSeq and is a predicted model, not a curated record.